AACUAACGUUAUUCAUAAGAGCUCUGAACAUUUCCAUACUUGGUCAUAGGCAGACUGGUCUCCAGAUCUCUGGCUAUGAAUAUCUGUAAGGUGGCAUUCUAGGGCUGUUCCGGUAGGACCAGUUUCGUCCCUAGACACUCGCUGUUCUCUAUCUUCUUGCUUCUUGUCCUUGCCACAGUCUUCACUAGAUAUUCUCUUUAGCCAUUUGCUGCACUACUGACAGCAAGCCAUGGCUGCCAAACCCUCCACCACUGCUGCCGAAAAAGCUCUCCAGAAGAUCCAGGACCAGGUCACCUGUGGGGAUAUGUCUGGAGCCCUACAAACAGCCGAGGCUGCUCAAGUGUUUCCACGUGUAUUGCGAGCAGUGCCUGCAACGUAUGGUACGUAAGGGACGAAAGGGACAGAGUCUCCCAUGUCCACAAUGUCGCCAGGACACUCCACUGCCAGAGGGCGGAGUCCCGGGGCUCCAAGGAGCUUUCUACAUCCACAAUCUCUUUGAUGUUCACGAUGCCCUCAAGAAAGUGAGCUCCAGUGAACAAACAAUGUGCAACAAGUGCAAGAAACGUGAGGCAACUGGCUUUUGUCGCACUUGUGGGUUUGUGUGUGAGUUCUGUAAGGAGACACACCUGUACUGGGACAACCUUGAAGCCCACGAGAUUAUCGACCUGGACACCUUGACUGGAGACGUGACCACCCUCGUUCCUCCUCUCAAGAAGACCCUGUUUUGUGCCUAUCAUCCGUCGAAAAAGGCAAAGCUCUACUGCGAGACAUGCGAGGAGUUGAUAUGUCGAGACUGCAUCGUGCGCACUCAUCGCGACCACCAGUACGAUCUUGUGCCCGAGUCGUUUGCCAAGCAAGAGAAAGUGAUCGUGGACUCUCUCAAGCCAGUGGAAGAACAGAUUGCUACGUUAAAAAGAGCCGUUGAGUCGGUGCACACUCGAUGUGCUGCAGUCGUAGAACAGAAGACGGCUGUGGUGGCAGAGAUCCGCACUGCAAUGGCACACCUGCGACAAACUCUAGAGGCUAGGGAGACAGAGCUGGUGGGUCAAGCAGAGCAGACAGCACAACAGAAACUGAAGACCUUGGGAGCGCAGGGAGACGGGUUUGAACUGCAACUGGGCCAUCUGAGGAGCUGCCAGGACUUUGUGGAGGAGAGCCGACGUACUUGUAGCCAGGGAGAGAUUCUGAGGAUGAAGAGCCCUCUCGUGAAACAAGUCAACGACCUAACCGGUUGCUUCAAGCAAGAGAUGGUUGCCCUCGCUGAGCAAGCUGACAUGACGUUUGGCCACAGUCUGCGUGAAGCAGUGAAGACUUGCCAGCAGUUUGGUAAGGUAUACUGUCAUCCAGUGUGCCCUGAGAAGUGCCGAGCCUCAGGCGAAGGCAUCAAGGUAGCCACGAGAGGGCAAACAAUGGCUGUCUCUGUAGAGGCUUUCGAUAGGGAGGGAAAAGCCUACCUCAGACCUGUAGACAGCUUGAGGUGUGAGCUAGUUGCUAGUGAUGGCAGUAGUCGAGUCAGGGGCACUGUGAAGAGAAGAAAUCAGAACAUCUACGACAUCAGCUACCAGCCUCAGGUCACUGGAGAACAUCAACUGCACAUUCUAAUAGAAGAGCACCCGAUCUCGAAACAGUCCUUUUGCUGUCACUGUUUUACCCAACUUUAGUGCCCAAACGGACAUCAUUGGAGACCUCAAGGGAGCCAUACGGUAUAGCUGUCAGGGAGGGAGGGGAGGUGGUGGUAGCAGAAUAUGGUGGUGACCGUGUAUCAAUUAUCAGUGGAAAUGGAGAGAAGAAAUCAUUUGGUACUAGUGGCUCGGGUCCUGGUCAGUUCAGCAGCCCUUCAGGUAUAGCAAUAGAUGGUGGAGGAAAUAUACUUGUCGCAGACAUUACAACCAUUGUAUUCAGUUGUUUUCAUCCACUGGCAAAUACCUGAGAAAGGUUGGUACACAAGGCAGUGGACAUCUACAGUUCCAACAUCCAGGUUCAGGUUCUAAACCCUGACCUCACAUACUCCAGUAGUUUUGGCACAAACGGCUCAAACAAUGGAGAGUUCAACCAUCCCAGGCAUAUAUCCACUGACAGAGAUGGCAAUGUGUAUGUUGCUGACAGUGGCAAUCACAGGAUCCAGGUAUUCACAGGCGAUGGAGUGUAUCUGAGGCAGUUUGGGAAGAAAGGAGUAUGGAAAGGAGAAAUAAUUUCCCGGCUGGUAUCGCUGUUGGAUCCAACAAUCUGGUGUAUGUCAGUGAAUGGGAAACCAUCGUAUCUCGA
Molecule: messenger RNA, 2265 nt
Organism: Geodia barretti
Lineage: Eukaryota; Metazoa; Porifera; Demospongiae; Tetractinellida; Geodiidae
Source: the annotation of a GenBank genome assembly